Molecule: messenger RNA, 303 nt
Organism: Kogia breviceps (pygmy sperm whale)
Lineage: Eukaryota; Metazoa; Chordata; Mammalia; Artiodactyla; Physeteridae
Gene: COX8C
Product: cytochrome c oxidase subunit 8C
Biological process (GO): mitochondrial electron transport, cytochrome c to oxygen
Cellular component (GO): mitochondrion
Source: RefSeq, a predicted model, not a curated record
AUGGAGUAUACACCUCGAAGUUCCCAAACCCCCACAGAAACACUGACAAACAAGCAAAAACGGUCAAGCCCAACUUUUCAGAACUCUGGAAAACAGUUAAAGCCAACAAGUCAUGCCAUGCCUGCUGGUUCUCUGCCUACUUCCCAGCCCCUGCUGGUCCUGCAGCCUGGUCAGCGCCUGGCCCACUGGGAGCCUCCGCGCCAGCGCCCCGUGUCGACCGUAGAGGUGGCUAUUGCCCUCGUGGUGUUUUUUACCGCCUUCUUAACCCCCAGGUAUGUGCUAAGCAAUAUGAACCAGUUCUGA